Molecule: messenger RNA, 3103 nt
Organism: Neoarius graeffei (lesser salmon catfish)
Lineage: Eukaryota; Metazoa; Chordata; Actinopteri; Siluriformes; Ariidae
Gene: pdgfc
Product: platelet derived growth factor c
Exons: 6
Coding region: 543-1601 (352 amino acids)
Biological process (GO): positive regulation of phosphatidylinositol 3-kinase/protein kinase B signal transduction; positive regulation of MAP kinase activity; positive regulation of cell migration
Cellular component (GO): membrane
Molecular function (GO): growth factor activity; platelet-derived growth factor receptor binding
Source: RefSeq, a predicted model, not a curated record
UUAUGUGCAGCACCUGUUCACUCGGCCCCUCUGCUCACUCUGACACACACACACACACACACACACACACUCACUCUCUCUCUCUGUCACACACACACACACUCAGUCUCUCCACACACUCUCCCUGCAAACCUCAGACUGCAGAGCAGAACUUCAAACAGCGUUCCUGCUUUGGGAAUUCUUCAUGCUACACAAAGUGUUUACUUAAAUUUGGAUUCUUGUCCAGCAUGCCUGAUCACACAGUGCUCCUGGACUCCUGGAAGGACUGUGAGGAACUUUGGAGAACUUUUCCUGAUGCUCUGGUGGACCAUGGUGUGAGCUGUUGAUGGUUCUUCAUUGCCCAACUUUUUUUUUUGCACUUUUUUGGUUCUGGCCUGGAUUUUGGAGAACUUUUUCUGAUUUCAAACGUUGAGAACUUUGCAGAAUCCGAGGACUCUCGUGUGAGGAUUCUUCUCCAUCACGACUAUGUGGUUUCGACUUCUCCUCGCCUCGUUAUUCCGCGUGCGGGAUGUGUGUGUAAGGAACAGGUUCCCCAUGUGCUCAUGCUGAACGGGACUCCAGCGCGUAUCCAGUGCGUAAAGCUGAGCCAAAUGAUUCCUCUUCUUCUCCUCUCUCUUCUGUUGUCUCUUCUUCAUGGGUUGGAGGCAGAAUCCACGCUCCUCACUAAGCUUCACCACUCCAAUGGAAAAGAGCACAAUGGAGUUCAGGAGUCUCAGCAUGAGAAGGUAGUGAUGGUCAGCGGCGACGGGGUCAUCCACAGUCCCGGGUUUCCACACACUUACCCACGCAGCACUGUGAUCGUGUGGAGGCUCGUGGCAGCCAAUGAGAACGCCAGGAUUCAGCUGACCUUUGACCCCCGUUUCGGCCUGGAGGAUCCUGAGGACGGCGUGUGCAAGUAUGAUUAUGUGGAAGUGGAGGAACCUGAUGGAGGUAUGGUGCUGGGGCGUUGGUGUGGCUCUCAGUCUGCUCCUGGCCCUCAGACGUCCAAAGGGAACCAGAUUCGCAUUCGCUUCGUUUCAGACGAGUACUUUCCCUCUGAGCCGGGUUUCAGCAUCCACUACUCUGUCCUGCAGCAGAAGCCGGACGUACCCGCUGUCGUACCCGUGGCUCUGCACAGCGUGGAGGCUCUGAGCGAAGCCGUGGCUGAAUUCAGCACGGUGGAGGAGGUCCUGAAGUACCUGGAGCCUGAUCGCUGGCAGCUCGACCUGGAGGAGCUUUACAAGCCCACGUGGCACGUUCUGGGCAAGUCCUUCUUCCACCAGAAAAGAAAUAGGGGCGUGGUGGAUCUGAACCUGCUCCGGGAGGAGGUCCGGCUGUACAGCUGCACUCCACGUAAUUAUUCGGUGUCCCUGCGUGAGGAGUUGAAGAGGACGGACGUGAUUUUCUGGCCCAGCUGCCUGCUGGUGAAGCGAUGUGGUGGAAACUGCGCCUGCUGUUCGAACAACUGCUACGAGUGUCAGUGCACGCCCACUAAAGUGACCAAAAAGUACCACGAGGUCCUGAUGCUGAAGUUCAGACCAGGUCGAGGCUCGCAGAAGUCGCUGACAGAUGUGGCGUUGGAGCAUCAUGAGGAGUGCAACUGCGAGUGUAAGAACGACUGAACAAGGAGCUUCGAUGAGGAAAUAUUUAUUCAAUGGACUUUUUUUCCUAUGAUGUUCACAUUAAUAAAACAGAGAGAUGAACUGGUCUUAUGUGGACUUGGCUCCAGUGUUGGUCAUCUCACAGAUCUGUGGAAAAAAAGCACUCUUCAUUGGUCCAGUUGAAAUAUUGAGUAAGAUGAUGGAUCAUUUAACACUUACAAUAUGGACAAAAAGAUUUGUUGUUGUUGUUGUUUUUUAAAUAUGAUCUUUGCUUCUAAUUACGCUCUGAAAAAGGAUAUGAGCAUUUCCUGUUCUCUGUUUUUACCUUCUGACCUUCUUCAUCCUUCUCAAAACUUCACUGGAUUUUUUAUGAUGCUUUUGAUACCAUGAACCUCAUCCCCGGAGGUCGCUGUGGACCAGAGGAGAACCUCCACCUUUUACUCAACUGACUUUUUUAAUCACAGACAGGAAGGAGGACCAAGAGACUGCUUACGUCUUCUUUACCUUACAUUUGGCUCCAUAUGAAAGAUAAAAGUGUCUCUUGGCAUUCUCUUGAAAAGGAGGCGAGGAGAACAUUCAGGGAAAGAAAAGAGUGCAAAAGAGGGUUUUUUCUUUUCUUUUUUUUCUUUUUUAGUGUCCUUUGUGCAGCUCAUUCAUCAAAUGUCCCAUGGUGGGGCUCGAGAUGAGCCAGGAGGCCCGAGUGAGCGCUUUCUGUAGUUUUGUGUAUUUCUGUGAUGUAAAUAGCCUUCCUGUUCCUGUUCUGGUUUUCUUAAGUUCUGUAUCUUUGUUUUUAUCAGUAACGCCUUUUUUCAUGCGGAUCACAUGGUCACACUCUUUUUUACAUAAAAAUUCCUCUUUAUUAUUGUGUUAAUGAGUCUCCAAUCUGUCACGGCAAAAUCCACAGUGUUGAAUGAGCUCUUAUCAGAUCGUAUUCCAAACGUGACGAAUAGAGACACAAAGUUCUCCAAAGAGGUUUUUUUUUUUUGCCCUUUGAUUGAUCUGUUUAAGCCUAAAAUUGGAUUCUCAGGCCAAAUGAUGAUAAAAAAAUCAAUCAGAUCAAUAAACAGAAUAUGUAUAUAGCAUAAACAACACUAAAAUUUUAAUAAAAUGAUAAUGUACAGAUUUAAGAAGCCAUUAAUUCAAUUAAACAUCUAACAAUGGCUGUGUAGUGGGCGGCACGGUGGUGUAGUGGUUAGCGCUGUCGCCUCACAGCAAGAAGGUUCUGGGUUCGAGCCCCGUGGCCAGCGAGGGCCUUUCUGUGUGGAGUUUGCAUGUUCUCCCCGUGUCUGCGUGGGUUUCCUCUGGGUGCUCCGGUUUCCCCCACAGUCCAAAGACAUGCAGUUAGGUUGACGUGGGGCGGCCUUGGGCUGAGGUGCCCUUGAGUGAGGUACCGAACCCCUGACUGCUCCCCGGGCGCUCUGGUGUGGCUGUGUUCACUGCUUCAGAUGGGUUAAAUGCAGAGGAUGAAUUUCACUGUGCUUGAAGUGUGCAUGUGAUGAAUAAAGUAUGCAAAUUCUCUCAAA